Hipposideros armiger (great roundleaf bat) is the source of this 1634-nucleotide messenger RNA. It is a transcript of the gene LRRC18, whose product is annotated as leucine rich repeat containing 18. Gene Ontology annotation, molecular function: protein binding. Gene Ontology annotation, cellular component: cytoplasm. NCBI's taxonomy places the organism in Eukaryota, Metazoa, Chordata, Mammalia, Chiroptera, Hipposideridae. Bases 322 to 1107 code for a protein of 261 amino acids. The record is from RefSeq and is a predicted model, not a curated record. The transcript has 3 exons.
ACCUCCCUGUGGGGCGGGGGCAGGAGUAACCCCACUGCAAGAAUCUUGCCCUGCAGAGGAAAUCCCACCUGCUGGGAAGUUUGGGUGUCCUGGAGACCCUUUCAGCCACCUAAUUAUUUCACCUUGCAGGCUGGCCGGCAAGACUAUACUAAUUAACUCCAGGUGAGUCUCCUGUUGCCUGGUGACAAAGUUUCACAGUUGAGGAGGAAGAAUUGAAACUAACAGGAAUCUACCUUUUAGCAGUUUCAUGUGAUGUUUUCCUCAAAGUGAUCACCAACAGUCAGAACAACAGACUUCAAACAUACUGCCUCACUAAAGAACAUGGUCAAGGGUGGGAAGGGUCCCAAGGGCAAGAAGAUCACCCUCAGUGUAGCCAAGAAUUGUAUCAAAGUCACAUUCGAUGGCAGAAGACGCCUUGAUUUGAGCAAGAUGGGAAUUACCACCUUCCCCAAGUGUAUUCUCAGACUCAAUGAUGUAGAUGAGCUCGACCUUAGCCGGAAUAUGAUCAGGAAGAUCCCUGAUUCUAUCUCCAGGUUUCAGAACCUGCGGUGGCUGGACCUGCACAGCAACUACAUCGACAAGCUCCCCGAGUCCAUCGGCCAGAUGACCACUCUGCUUUACCUCAAUGUCAGCAACAACAGGCUGACCACCAGCGGGCUGCCUGUGGAGCUCAACCAGCUCAAGAACAUCCGCACUGUGAACUUAGGCUUGAACCACCUGGAGAGUGUGCCCACCACGCUCGGUGCUCUGAAGGAGCUGCAUGAGGUGGGGCUCCAUGACAACCUGCUCAACACCAUCCCCAACAGCAUCUCCAAACUCCCCAAGCUGAAAAAGCUCAACACAAAGCGAAACCCCUUUCCCAAGGGAGAGGGGCCAGAUGUGUUUGUGGAUUCCAUCAAGAGGCUGGAGAACUUAUACCUAGUGGAGGCAAAGGAUCUGUGUGCAUCUUGCCUGAAAAAAUGCCAACAGGCCCGCGACAAGCUGAACAGGAUCAAGACUGUGCCCAUGAUGACACCAAGAAAGCCCAUCUUUUCCAGCUUCGUCUCACCCAACUCAAUGGCCAAGGAGUCCCAGGAAGAUUGGAGGAUACGCUCAACAUCUCCCUAGAGUAGCUUAUGGCAAAAACUUGAAGACUAAUGAGCUAACAAGAAUAAACAAGUCUGAAGAAGAAAGUCCUCAGUUAGAAGAAAGAGUGGCAAGCAUAACAUUCUGGAAGCCAGGCUCUCCAGUGCUGACCAAGCGACCGACUUGCUUCUUAAAUUCACUUUGUCUCUCUUUGCUUUAGAUCUUUUAUGUGUGAAAAUAAUUUUGGAAAAUAUUUGGUGUGUUUUUUUAACGUAUAUAGAAAAAUACUUAGGAAAAUAAUAGAUGUAAAUUACAAUGAAAGAUUUAAAAGAGGACUUUAAGACAUAAAAGUCUUAUGGUCACUCAAACUGGUAAAAUCUCCACAUAAGAUGCAAUCAUUGGGGGACAUUAAAUGAAGGCUGCAUGGGGACUCUAUGUAUUAUUUUUUGCAAAUUCCUGUGAAUCUGUAAUUAUAUUAAAAUUUAAAAAAAAUUAGAACACUCUUACAACCUAGAUGCAGCAAUAAACAGAUCCUUGUCCAUGUGUGAAGUGCUAGUUUAUGAAUAAUU